Molecule: messenger RNA, 2616 nt
Organism: Triticum aestivum (bread wheat)
Lineage: Eukaryota; Viridiplantae; Streptophyta; Magnoliopsida; Poales; Poaceae
Exons: 2
Coding region: 1080-2390 (436 amino acids)
Source: RefSeq, a predicted model, not a curated record
GUGAGUACCUAUAGCAACCAGGGAGGAAAUUGAAAAAAAGCCAAAUCGGCUCAGUCCAGGGCAUUCAUCCAUCCCCACGCUCGAAGCAAACAGAGGCGAGGUAGCGGCGGCCGACGGCAAGGUGACUCGCCCCAAAUCCCCCAAAUCAAAUCGUCCUGGCGGCGGUCGACGGCAACCGCGGGUCCUUGCGGUAGGCUGACUUGUUCCUUCCGGCGAAGGGGGCGGCGGAAGGCGGAGGGCGUGUUCCUUGCGGCAGUGUCGGGCGUGUCCCUUGCGGCGGCGGUGGCAGCGCGGCUGCGUGGGGGAGGGGAAGCAGCAGCGGCCGCCCGCCGCGUGGUCAACAUACCUAGGCUGCUGCAACAUAUCUCGCUCUCACCAUCAAGACCAGCUCUGAACCAACCGACGCUCCAAGCUCGCCAGAUCUCGCUCUCACCAUCAAGACCAGCAAAGGCUACAACCCGUAAGAAUGAUCUCGCCUCUGUCCUUGCCCCCUUCCCUGUGUUUCUCCAUUUAUUUGCUUGGAGUACUUGAUGGCUAGAUCAUGCACAUCAAGUGUUUGUGGAAAUGUGGAAGUAAAAUAUACUGUCAUGCCUUCUUCCGUUGGAACUUAGAAGCCUGACACUCAAGAAACGGAUCCCGUCAGCUGUGAUCCAUUUGACAACUAACAGGUUCAGAGGCGCAUCAAGGCAGGGUAUGUGUGUGUGUGGGGCCUGCGUGCCAGCGUGUAAGGCGAGUGCGUGUACCCGUAUGCCUAUAGAUAAGGACCAACAACAUGUACUGUGCAGAGAGGAAAAUGAAUGAAAACUGAAUUCUGCAUCUCAUCCCCCGUCUUCCCUCUGUUUCCCAUCCCCUUCUUGUGAUUCGCGUAGUGGGAUACUACAGUUGGUACUCAGAGCUUGGUUCGGUCUGGCUGCGCUCCGUAAUCCCUCGAUCCUACCGGUAACAUCGACCAGCUGGUUGGGAAUCGCUCUCGGGUUUGAUUCCCGUAAAUCCGAAGUUGGCGUUCGGUUGAUUUGGGGGGAGUUGCACUGGCACCAGUCUCCAAGCCUUCCGCACAAACUCGAUUCGUUUUAGAGAAGAUGGAGGUGCUCCAAAAAUCUCUGGAGGAGGUCAUCUCCACGCUGAAGGGAUUCGGCACCAAGCUUGACGCCGUCGCCGUCGAUGUGAAGGGCAACAGUGAGGAGGUCGUCCGCCUCACCAAGCAGGUGGAUGAUUUCGGGGUGGAUCUUGAAGAAAUUCGCCGUCAACAGCUCACCGCCGAUAAGGCCAAGCGCUUGGAGACGGAGGACACCGGGCAGCGUCCUUCAGAGACGACUGUUUCCGGGGCACAGCGGCACGCCGUCCUCGCCAACAAUGGCAGACCCCUGCUUCCGGAACCAUCGCGUGCGCGCGAGUUCGGGGAUCCGUCCCGCGUCGGCGCUACGGGCAGCGAUGGUGGUGGAUUUCUUGCCAAACCACCCAAGCACCACUUCCCCAAGUUCAAUGGUGAACACCCGCUGUUGUGGAUCGAUUUGGCCUACACAUAUUUCACCAUGUACUCUGUUCCUUCAGCUCACUGGGUGGCUACGGCGACUUUGUACCUCGAGGGCCAUGCCGCGUUAUGGUUCCGUGCAUACAAGCGUCGCCAUGCCCAGCCAAGUUGGACAACAUUUAUCGCAGCGGUGGUUGACGAAUUUGGUCAGGAGGAGUAUGAGGGACAAAUGUCCAAGUUGCUUCAACUGAAGCAAACAGGCUCUGUUCCUGAAUACAAGGCUGCCUUUGAAUCAUGUAUGUAUCACCUUCUCUCCCUGGAUGAAUCCUUGAGUAAUCGCCGGUUCGUCUCUCAGUUUGUCUUUGGCCUCCGCGACGAGCUACGAGCUGCCGUCCGCCUGCAGGCGCCAUCAAGCGUGACCCGCGCAGCCUCCUUGGCACGCAUACAAAAGGAGGAGGCGGAACACCAGCGACCUCGCACGCGGCCUCCCGCGCCCACCAAACAUCCCACGGUGGGCACUGCACUUCCUCUGGGAUCGGCUGUGGUCCCUGUUGGCGCGCGCCGGGCGGCCACCGACGAAUACACUCGGGAGCGCCAACUCCGGGAUUUUCGUCGCACCAACGGCCUUUGCUUCAAGUGUGGUGACAAGUACUCUAAGGACCAUCAAUGCAAGAAGCCAGCACAUGUCCUGAUGAUUGAAGUCGGGGAGUUUGGUGAAGUUCUAUCUGAUGAUACAGUUCAUGCUCUGAACUUGCUUGAUGGUAGGCCUGAUGCUGCUCCAGCUGCAGAGUGUUGCACAAUCUCGGUUCAUGCUGUCUCAGGUACCGAAGACAAUUCCACUAUUCGCAUAAGAGCAAUGGUUGGCAACCAGUCACCAAGAUAUCUCCUAUCAACGUCAAGGUGGCCAAUGGUCAGGUGAUGAAUUGUAUAUCAGCGGUUGAAGGGCUACAAUGGUGGUCUCAUGGCGCCACAUUUUGUGAUGACAUGCGUGUUCUUGAGCUGGGCGCAUAUGACGCAGUGUUGGGCAUGGAUUGGUUAUCCAAAUGUGGGUUGAUGACUUGUGACUGGGCUGGCAAGGUCUUGCAAUUCAAGCAUCAGGGGGCUGUAGUUACUCUCAAGGGUGUGGCAUCCAAGUCAACUUCUGC